Pseudovirgaria hyperparasitica is the source of this 2072-nucleotide messenger RNA. RefSeq lists its product as uncharacterized. Gene Ontology annotation, molecular function: phosphatidylinositol binding; ubiquitin binding. Lineage: Eukaryota; Fungi; Ascomycota; Dothideomycetes; Acrospermales; Acrospermaceae. The transcript has 4 exons. Bases 433 to 1833 code for a protein of 466 amino acids. The record is from RefSeq and is a predicted model, not a curated record.
GGCUCCAUCUAUCUCUCUUUAAAUUCCUACGAGAUAGGCAUAAUUAUUAUUAUACCGAAGAGAGCCGUCCUUGGCCCCCGAUCCUGUUCUAUUUAUUGUUUUCUUUUUUUGCCUUUCGAGGUUGCCUAUCACUUGUUUUUGUCGACUAUUAUUAGGCGCCUGAGGUGCUCUAGUGGUUCUGGUAGCGGCAUUUCAGGCAUUUUAGGCAUUUUAGGCUGCUGCAUAUCCCUGGUACCUGGUCUGAGGUCUCAUUGUGUCUUGUCCCGCGACAACUCUUUGACUGUCAGACUGAAAGACGAAGACAAGGCUGGUUCUAUUGUUCAACAAGAGUUGAGGAUUCCUGCAGCUGGUCAAACCCCUCGUACUCGGCUUAUAUUCCUCAUCGCCUCUGCGUCCUGUUCGCCGCCGCGACUACACCACCCUCAUCUCACAAUGAUGCUCAAGCGCAUCUCCACCCUGAUUCGAGGCGAGAAGGCAGGCGCAGAUGAUGCAUCGCAGGACAAGAAUUCGCCCGAAGCCCAGGUCGUGCAGGGAGUGAAAUCGUUCUGCGAGUCUGCUUCCGCAAAUUCUGGCGAAGAAGUCCUGCACCUCCCUACCAUCGUCGAGAAUGCUGUUGCCUCUCCUCAAGCUGCCGGCGCGGCUGCGAACCAAAUCCGGAAAUUCUUGUCUGAAAAGUACAACAACAAGCCCUCGAUCCAAUACAAUGCCAUCAUGCUGAUCCGGAUACUGGCGGACAAUCCUGGGCCAUCCUUCACCAAGAAUCUCGAUCAAAAGUUUACCGAUGCGGCCAAGCAACUCUUGCGGAAUGGUCGCGAUCCCAGCGUGAACCAGAUACUGAGGGAGACAUUGGAUGCACUAGAAAGGGAGAAAGCAUAUGAUACGAACCUCAACACCCUGUUUGCGAUGUGGAGGAGAGAGAUGACUAUGACGCAGCAGAACCCACACUUUGGCAACCGGGCGGUGCAACAGCAGCAGCAGGCGUUCAACCCAGGCUCGCAACAUGGCAGCCAUCGCUCGCGGAGUAGGACUCUUCCGCCACCUACGGAACUUGCUGCGCGGAUUGAAGAGGCACGAACUUCUGCGAAGCUACUGCUACAGCUUGUCCAGUCGACCCCGCCGAAUGAGGUGUUUAGCAACGACUUGAUCAAAGAAUUCGCAGACCGCUGUCAAUCCGCACACAAGAGCAUACAGGGGUACAUCAAUUGCGACUCACCGCCGCCCGACGACGACACGAUGCUCACCCUCAUCGAGACCAACGAGCAACUCAGUCUCGCAGCCAGCAAACACCAGCGCGCAGUCCUCGCAGCCCGCCGCGCCCUCGGCAUGUCUCCCUCCCCCAACAACAGCGGCGUAAUCACUCCACUACAACAAAUCUCCUCUCCACCGCCACAGCAAGAAAUCAAAGACCUCCCGCAUCUACCCCCCGUCAUCCAGACCGAGCCCAUCAUGUCAACAUCCUCGCCUCCCCCGCUCCAGCAACCCAAACCCCAGCACGCGCACCAAGCCUUCUCUCCCUCCCUCCAGACUGCUCCGCAGCACCAGCCUGCCGACGGCAGCUCCACAGAAGACCCGUUCUCGGACGACGCAUACGCCGCGCCAACCGGUCCGCCGCCCGCCCAUGCCGCGAGACUGGACGAGCCGCCCGUGACUGACUACACCGAGCCCUAUCACCCUGGCUACGGCGCACAGCAGAACGGAGACCCAGGCUAUGGCGCCGGAGCAGACACGGUGAGCACCAUGGGUGCGGAAACGAGGAUGGCGCCGGCAACGGGCGAGGUCAGUCCGAUUGCGGAGCGGCAGACGACGUAUGGGAAUCAGACGUACAGAUACUAGUUUUGAGAGAAAUUAGGUUUUUUUGUUUUUCACGUGGUAGUUAGGUGGUGUAGUGUAUCACAGCUCUUGUGGGAAUGAGUGAGUGCGUGAGAGAUUUAGCGUAUAUUACGUGCGAGAUAUCAGCGUCUUUCUUUUUUUUUGGUUUCUGGUGGCCAUGUGCAUGUUUUGGGUAUACAUAUAUAUGUGUGUAUAUACGCUAUGCUAUACCAUGUAUGGUACAUCUCAUGUUCAUCAGCGUU